UAAAGGAUCAAGCGUUACAAGUAAGUGGGUGUAGUGAGGUACUCCUAAAGUCCAAACAAGAAAACUUUAAGCUAUAUACAUCAUGGUGGACUCCUUUUUUGUGGACCCUUCGAAAAAGAAGCGGAGAAAUAAGGAUAACCGAAACACAUCAACAGUCAGAUCUAAUCAAAAAAGACAGAAAACACCUGCAAACAAUAGUAGAGCGCAACAUUCGAAACAUGCCUCAGGAAACAAGCACAGAAGCACAGAAGAUGUGGAAAGCGAAACUGAAAGUGUCGACGAUGUAGACGAGGAAGAAGUUGAUAGUGAUGUUUUUGCCGAUGUAGGCGACGAUGAGGUCGAAGACAUAGACGAAAACAUUCAGUCUGACGAAGAAGAGGAGUUCAAGAAUGAAAGUGAGGCUGACAAAAGACGUCGAUUGGCCAAGAAGUAUCUAAAAGACUUGAAAGCUUCGUUGGGUGCAGAAGAAGGAGGCGAGAACGGUGGCAGUGGUAACUAUGAUUUCAACGCAAAGGAUUUGGAUGACGAAAUCAUCAGUUCAAGAUUGCGCAAAGAUGUUGCAGAACAGAAAGGGUGGGUCUACAAAUUUUAUUCCAAAGAAAUCGACGAACUUCUUAAAAAGAAACUUACUCGAGUGCCAAACAAAUGCUUGACAUCGGUCAGUGUCAGCUACCCGUACUUAUUUACCACAUCCAAAGAUAUUGAAAUCAGUAAGUGGGAUAUCAGAGACCCUACCAAGAAUCCAAAGAUUUUAAAGACUGUGAAAGGAGGGCAAGAAUUCGAAGAACUCAAAAAAGAGCACGCAGAAAAUGGGCACUAUGAUGAAAUAUACACCAGUGCUGUGAGUCCGGAUGGUAAGUAUUUGGUGACUGGUGGUAAGGAUGGUCGAAUCAUUGUUUGGUCAGUUAACAGUUUAUCUUGCAUUAGAGUCUUAGAAACUAAAAAUAGGAAAGGUGAAGUUUUAAGUUUAACAUUCCGAAGAAACUCAGAUCAAUUGUACGUGGCGUGUGCUGAUCUAAAGAUCCGUACUUACAGUAUCAACCAAUUAGCACAACUAGAGACUUUGUACGGACACCAAGACCUUGUUGUCGAUAUUUCUGCUCUUGGACUCGAAAGAUGUGUCACAGUUGGUAGAAGGGAUCGUACAGCUAUGCUCUGGAAGAUUGCAGAUGAGACAAGGUUAACUUUCAGAGGUGGUGAUUCUCAUGAGAAAUAUGGCAAGAAGAAAAAGCAUAACGGAAAUGAGGAGAACUCCAAAAGUAGUGGCACCGAACCAGAAGAAAAGAUAUAUUUUGAAGGAAGCAUUGAUUGUGUGUCAAUGAUUGAUGAUUCUCAUUUUGUGACCGGUUCUGACAAUGGUAACAUAGCAUUGUGGUCUUUGAACAAGAAGAAACCAUUAUUCACUAAGAGAAUAAGUCAUGGCAUUCAACCUGCAUCCAAAGCCGAUCAUGCAAGUGCUGAAGUAGAUCAACCACUUGCAGAGGCACAAAUUCCAGAACCUCAGCCGUUCUGGAUAACGAGCAUAUAUGCUAUUCCGUAUUCCGAUAUCUUUAUUAGUGGUUCAUGGGACGGAAGCUUGAAGAUCUGGAAACUUGACGAGUACUUGAGGGGCUUUGAACUUUUAGAAAGUAUUGAAGUGAAUGGUGUGGUAACCAAAAUUGCAUGCCAUGAAGACACUGAAAACGAGCAGCUAAGAAUAUAUGUCACUCUUUCAAAGGAACAUAAGUUCAGCAGAUUUAUCAAGUCUCUACCUGGCUCCAGAAAUGUGCUGUUUACCUGUAUAUUCAAUUUGAAAAAGUAAAGCAUGUAUAAUACAUUUAAACAGUUGAAAUAAAAUACAUCUACUAUUAACGAUUAGGUAAAAUAAAUAAAUCAUUUAAAACUGG
Molecule: messenger RNA, 1886 nt
Organism: Pichia membranifaciens NRRL Y-2026
Lineage: Eukaryota; Fungi; Ascomycota; Pichiomycetes; Pichiales; Pichiaceae
Exons: 1
Coding region: 83-1801 (572 amino acids)
Cellular component (GO): small-subunit processome
Molecular function (GO): snoRNA binding; protein binding
Source: RefSeq, a predicted model, not a curated record